AUGCCUUAUUUUUCAGCCGACAAAGCACCGCAUGCGAAUCCCGAUACGGAAGGUAAUAUAUCAUCAUCGCAGUCCAAAUCUUUCCAUUGGCCAUUUAAACAAAAUGAAACAAUAGUCCAGAAAGCAAAAAGCAUUUUAACACGACGGAAAACGAAGAAUAUCGAGCAACUUCACAGCAUUUCUGAAAAAUCGGACGUGUUUUUUCUGAAGAAGAAACGCUGGCAAAUCGCAAUAUUGGCAAACAUCGGUUUCGUUAUAGUUUUCGGAAUUCGUUGCAAUUUUGGAGCUGCAAAAGGACGAAUGAUCAAUAAUUUCACCGAUCCAUUUGGCAAUAAUCAUGUAUAUAUACAAAUAAACUCGAACAAUAACAGUAGUAGUAGUAAUGAUAGUGAGAAUAAGGGUGAGCGUAAAAAUAGAUGA
This is a messenger RNA of Loa loa (African eye worm), 420 nucleotides long. RefSeq lists its product as hypothetical. The coding region runs from base 1 to 420 and encodes 139 amino acids. The record is from RefSeq and is a predicted model, not a curated record. The transcript has 4 exons. Lineage: Eukaryota; Metazoa; Nematoda; Chromadorea; Rhabditida; Onchocercidae.